AUGUCAUCUCCACCAACAACAACAACAACAACCACCACUUCAACAGGCGGCAACCAAGAAACACCAAAAGCAAUACCUCCAGCACCAAUUGAAGAUAAAUCAGCUGAAAGAAUAAAGAAAAGAGAUCCAGGUAAUAUUACAAAGGUUAUUAAAUGUGGUGUUGUAGGUGAUGGUACUGUUGGAAAAACAACACUCUUAUUAUCUUAUAUCACUCAAGCAUUCAUUACAGAGUAUACACCAACUGUAUUUGAUAACUUUUCAGCAAUUGAAGAGGUUGAUGAUGGUAAGUUAGUAAAUGUUAUAUUGUGGGAUACUGCUGGUCAAGAUGACUAUGCACAAAUCAGAACAACUUGUUAUACAAAUUGUAGAUAUGAUGUAUUUUUACUUUGUUUCUCUGUUGUAAAUCGUGAUUCAUUUGACAAUGUUAAAUAUAAGUGGUUACCAGAAUUAAAAGCAAAUUCACCAGGAACACCAUUUAUUUUAGUUGGUACAAAAACUGAUAUGAGAGAUCAACAAACAGGAGGUUCACCAACCAAUACUACAUCAUCACCACCAAUUGCAGGUAAUAAUCAAACAUUAAAUAAUAUCAUUACAUUUAAAGAGGGUCAAAAGAGAGCCAAAGAGAUUAAAGCAUUCAACUAUAUGGAAUGUACAUCUCGUGACUCUUCAAGUGUUGCCAAGGUAGUUUUGGAGGCAAUCAAUAUCAUCAUUGAAAAGGAAAAAUUAAAAAGAGUAAACAAUGAAAAACUAUGGAAGAGUCAAGUGAAAAAAGAAGAGAAAGAAUCUAAAAAAGAGGAAAAAGAAAGAGCAAAAUAUAUUGAAAAACAAAAAUUAAAAGAAGAAAAAUCGAAUGGUUCAGUAAAUAAUAGUAAUAAUAAUAGUAAUAGUAACAAUAAUAAUAGUAAUAAUAAUAAUAAUAAUAGUAAUAGUAGUAGUAAUAAUAAUAUAAGUGGAAAUAAAGACAAUAAUAAUUCAACACCAAAUAAAUCAUUAUCUUCCUCCUCAUCUUCUGAUAAAAAACAACAACCUUCAUCACCUUCCUCUGCUGCCUCUCCUUCGACACCUUCUUCACCUUCUCCCUUAGAAGGCACUUCUCCAAAACAAGAUAAAAAAAUUAACGCUGAUAAUUAA
This is a messenger RNA of Dictyostelium discoideum AX4, 1131 nucleotides long. It is a transcript of the gene racP, whose product is annotated as Rho GTPase. The transcript is spliced from 3 exons. NCBI's taxonomy places the organism in Eukaryota, Evosea, Eumycetozoa, Dictyosteliales, Dictyosteliaceae. The coding region runs from base 1 to 1131 and encodes 376 amino acids. Gene Ontology annotation, molecular function: GTPase activity; G protein activity; GTP binding. Gene Ontology annotation, cellular component: plasma membrane. The record is from RefSeq and is a predicted model, not a curated record.